GGUUGGUGGCCUCACCUGGCGCCAAACCCACCACUUUCUAUAUAUAUUUCCUACCCACCUCUCGCCCAUCGUGAUCGAGUUCGCAUAUUUGACGAAACCAGAUCGAGGCGAUCGAUCCAUCAUGGUUUCUUCUUUGGCGUACUCCAAAUCUUUACUCGGGGGAGAGAGAGCCGACGGCGUCUCCGGCCUCGGCUUCCGUCAGCCCUCCGAUCUCCGCCGCCUGUCCUCCGCCGCCGUCUAGAUCUCCAUCCGGCAUCGGACUUCCCUUCCCCAGCGAAGGCUCGGAAUGACCACUGGAACUUCAAUUAGCGUAUUUGUACCAAAUACAGAUCAAAGAGGACAUAUUUUAGCUUAUGUUUCUCGAGUGCACAAAGUUGUGCUUCCUGAAGGAGUUGUUGAUAAUGAGACAGUGACCCACCCUUGAUCAGAUUGAGAGUAAUAAUAUCGUUAGAUGUCCGGAUCCAGAAUAUGCUCAAAAGAUGAUCGAGGCCAUUGAUGCUGUUCGAGUUAGAGGUGACUCUGUCGGUGGUGUCGUGACUUGCAUUGCCAGAAAUGUUCCACGAGGUCUUUGGGUGCCCAGUGUUCGAUAAGCUGGAAGCUGAUUUGGCAAAAGCGAUGUUGUCUCCGCCUGCAACAAAAGGGUUUGAAUUUGGCAGCGGUUUUUCAGGUACUUUUAUGACCGGAAGUGAGCAUAACGAUGAGUUCUACAUGGACGAGCAUGGUAAUAUGCCAACAAGAACGAAUCGAUCAGGCGGUAUACAGGGAGGGAUAUCCAAUGGAGAAACCAUCUCUAUGAGAAUACCUUUCUUUUAAACCCACAUCUACAAUUGGGGUAAGCUGGUUUUGAAUCAAUGUAUGAUGGUUGGUGUAGAUUAUAUUCCACACAUUUCUAAUCCCUGAUGAACUAAAACUUGACGCCUUUCCACAAUGUUAAAAUGAAAGGAAACAAAAUACUAAUUUUUCUGGUCAAAUGAUCGAAGCAGAGAUGUUUUAGUAAUUAAACCACCUCAGUCCCUAGUGGGAAACAAAGAAUCUGUUCUACUAUCAUGAGGGUGGUAAUGCAUCACUGUAACACUCUGGUGGUGUCGAUGUUCUGUUAGUUUAAUUUUCUGUUUCUCAGUUAUAUCAUGUGUCUUACUGUGAUUUAUUUAUUUAUCAGAAAAAGCAUAAGACAGUGACAAGAUAAGGAUAUGAAACUGAGCUCAUAGCGAGAGGCCGUCAUGACCCUUGUGUUUGAUAAUAGAUAAGAUUUCCUCAACUAUAUAAGGAAAUCUCUCUAUUCUAUCGAGAGAAAUCCUCUAUUUUAUUGAGGGAAAUCCUCCCUCAUAAUCUGUAUAAAUAGGAGAGGGACGUGUUAAUGUAUUUAAGCUUCUUCACUUCUUUUUUCAAUGAAGCUUCUUGAAAAAUUCUUCUUAUCUUCUAUUCUUUUCAACAGUUUUAUCUUUAAAAUUUUUCGUUCGACCUGAUUUUCCGAAAGUGGAAGCCAUGGUAGCGUUGGUGCUGUUGGAUCAACUUAUGGCCCAAACUGGACAAUGUGGAUUGUUUCCUGUUGAUCCUGCCCUCCAGCAACAGAUUGCUCCUGCUCCAAAUGGAUCCUUGCUCACCCCAAAGCUUGCUUAAUACGAGGAUGUUGCUCUUAGUGGAGCUAAGCACAACUAAGGUCCAUUUUUACUGAGUUCAAAUGCUCUGAAAUGAGUUUCUGUUGUUCCUUUUGUCAAAUCUAUUUAAGCGCUGUUGUCGCACCCAAAUUCACACAGUUAUGUCCUGUUCUGGAUGAGAAAAAGGCAUUUGU
Musa acuminata AAA Group (dessert banana) is the source of this 1792-nucleotide messenger RNA. Its product is annotated as chorismate synthase 1, chloroplastic. The transcript is spliced from 7 exons. Lineage: Eukaryota; Viridiplantae; Streptophyta; Magnoliopsida; Zingiberales; Musaceae. Gene Ontology annotation, molecular function: chorismate synthase activity; FMN binding. The coding region runs from base 553 to 813 and encodes 86 amino acids. Gene Ontology annotation, biological process: chorismate biosynthetic process; aromatic amino acid biosynthetic process. The record is from RefSeq and is a predicted model, not a curated record. Gene Ontology annotation, cellular component: cytosol.